Molecule: messenger RNA, 1623 nt
Organism: Trichosporon asahii var. asahii CBS 2479
Lineage: Eukaryota; Fungi; Basidiomycota; Tremellomycetes; Trichosporonales; Trichosporonaceae
Exons: 2
Coding region: 1-1623 (540 amino acids)
Biological process (GO): protein transport to vacuole involved in ubiquitin-dependent protein catabolic process via the multivesicular body sorting pathway
Cellular component (GO): late endosome membrane; ESCRT II complex
Molecular function (GO): phosphatidylinositol-3-phosphate binding; ubiquitin binding
Source: RefSeq, a predicted model, not a curated record
AUGAAAGCUGACAACAGCAACUCGAAAGUCGGCACCUAUCAAUCCCUCACCUUCCAUCUGACGACGCACCGGCUACUCCUCGUGCCGUCCGCCGAUUCGCCCAAUGCCUCGCCGCUUCAAGCGCCGCUAUCCUCUGUCCGACAGACCGAGUUCUACACCGGAUUCAUGCGCUCCUCGCCCAAGAUCACACUGUACCUUGGCCGAGGACCAGUUGCGAAGUCGGCAUCUGCGAUUCCAGAGCUGGAGCCGGAGACAGGGAGGGAAUCGCCAGCAGAAGUGGGUAGCUGGACGUGCGGCGUGUGCGGAUUCGCAAACCCGCUACCUGCUGGCGUAACCCUCGGGCUGGAGAGCAAAUGUGCUCUGUGCGGAGUAGGCUGGAGUGUGGGGCGAACUCUCACGCCAUCGGGCUCGAAGGCUGGUAGUGAAGCUGCGAGUCGGACCGGGACGCCGGCUCCGAGCUCCAUCGCGCCCACACCUGCGAGGGCAGGAACACCAGCGUCAUCAGCGGGAACAGGGACACCAGCAGCAGCACCGAAAGAGGAGAAGGGGAAGCAAGUCGCCUGUCCGGCGUGUACAUUCCUGAACCACCCGAGUAUGUCGCAAUGCGAGAUCUGCGGGACGCCGCUUCGAAAACGGACAACGUCAACGACCAACGGGGCAGCCGAAGGAGGAGACUCGAUGGAGAAGCACGAUGUCGUCCGGUUGUCGUUCCGGAAAGGCGGCGCUGCGGACGCGUACAAGCGCCUCAAGGGUGUUCUGGGGGAUAAAGCGUGGGAACGCGCCCCGCUGUCAACAGUGACGAAAGACGGCGACAAGUCCGGCGCUGGAAUUGACGCGAUCAUGCGCAACAUCACACUCUCAGCGCGACAGGCUGACGGGCAUGUUCAGUCUGCCUUCCGCGACCUCGAGGUCAUGAUGGUGCGCGCAGGCGAGAUGGUCCAACUUGCGCAAUCCCUCGAAGCGAAGCUCGCCGCGGCAGGGCACGGAACAGAAGAAGAGGAGACGCUCGUCCGCUCCUCGCUCGUCAAGAUGGGACUGCCCGCGCCGGCACUCACGAGCGACAUGGUCAAGGACGAGCGGGCGUACCUCGAUGGUCUGGCCAAGGAGCUCGGCGCGCUGCUGACCGGAGGCGGAGCGAAGGGCAAGGCUGGCCUGAUGCUUGAGCCAGGGCACGGUGUGCUCGCGCUUGACACGGUGUGGGGAGUCUGGAUGCGUGUCCGUGGCCUGGCCCUCCUACCUCCCUCAACUCUGACGCUGCUAUUGGAUCUGCUGCCGCACCACACCCGCCCGACGAUACGCAAGAUGCAGCUCCCCUCCGGGCUGCUGGUGCUGUAUGCGCCAAAUUACGAUCCGGAGGCGUGGCGACGGCGCCUCAUCCAUCGACUGCGUGAGGAGCCCCCAUCUCCAUCUCCCGAAGAAAUAGAGGCCGUGGAGGAAGUAGAGAUGAUCAAGGGCCUGAGUCCGCUCGAGAUCUGCGCGGUGGAAGGAGUUCCCUUGGGCUUGGGCGAGGAGUUGACAGAACUCGCGGCAAGAAAGGGGGGCAUCGUGAGGGACGAUCAGGCGAGGGGCGGACGGUGGUAUGCCGAUCUCAUAUCCGAGUGGCCACUGGGCCAGAUAACGUGA